UUAAGUAGAAUUUUCAUAAUAUUUUAUUUCAAAUUAUUAUGUAGAAAUAAGUUCAAACCCUAAAAGUGGCCCAACAAUAAUCGAAAAAUUGUAUGAGAAAGAAAUGAAGCACAGAAAUAAUCGCCCAAGAGAGAAACGAAGCACAGUUAUAAAAACAGGUAAAGCUCCCAUCUUUAAACAUAUCCAUUAAUCAUUAUCCAGUUCAAAGCUUUCAUCUUUGCAAGAUUAUAGUGAAUUUCUCGGUGUAUAAUGCCUAAACUAGCUUCAAUUUCUAGAGACACUAAAUCCAUUAGAACCCUAUUUGCAAUUGUAUUAAAGGGUAAUUGGUAUCAACUUUUGAAUCCCCAAAUUAAUUUGGGAUCAGUAACAGUAGAGAAAGCAUUAUCACAGCUUCCAUUAGACUUUUAUAAUUCAUGGGCUUUUUAUGAAUGGGUUGAAAACAUUCCUGGGUAUAAACAUUCUCUUGAAGUUACUUGGUCAAUGAUUCAUUUGCUUACAAAAUAUAAUCACUUUAAAGUUGCACAGAAACUGCUUGAGAAAAUUGCUCAUAGAGAUUUUUUAUCUUCACCUACUGUUUUGAAUGCUCUUGUUGAUGCCCAUAAUGAUUCUGAGUUAAAUUCACAGAUUUUUAGUUGGUUGGUGAUUAUUUAUGCAAAUUCUAAGAUGACCCAUGAUGCAAUUCAAGUGUUUGAGCAUAUGAAAAUUAAUAAGAUUAUGCCCCACUUACAUGCUUGUACUGUACUUUUGAAUUCACUUGUGAAAAUUGGGUUGAUUUCUAUAAUGUGGAAGAUAUAUAAGAAAAUGUUGAAACUUGGAGUUGUUCCUAAUCUUUAUGUGUAUAAUGUGUUGAUUCAUGGUUGUUGUAAGUCUGGGGAUUUAGAAAAGGUAGAAGAAUUGUUGGUUGAAAUGGAAUUGAAGUGCAUUUUACCUGAUCUUUUCACUUAUAAUACAUUGAUUUCUUUGUAUAUGAAGAAGGGUAAACACUAUGAGGCUUUAUCGGUUCAAGAUAGGAUGGAAAAAGCCGGUGUGAAACCAGAUAUUGUGACUUAUAAUAGCCUUAUAUUUGGGUUUUGUCGGGAAGGUAGGAUGGGGGAGGCUUUGAGGCUUUUUAGUGAAAUUAAGGGUGCAAAUGCCAAUCUUGUGACAUAUACAACUUUGGUUGAUGGAUAUUGUCGAGCUAAUGAUCUAGCGGAAGCGUUAGAUUUAUGCAAAGUAAUGGAGCGUAAAGGUAUCUAUCCUUCUGUUGUUACUUAUAAUUCGAUUCUCCGCAAGUUGUGUGAGCAAGGUAGGAUAAGAGAUGCGAACAAUCUCUUGAAUGAGAUGGGUGAGAAGAAGCUAGAACCUGAUAACAUCACCUGCAAUACGUUGAUUAAUGCGUAUUGCAAGAUAGGAGACAUGCAAUCUUCCCUAAAAGUAAAAAACAAGAUGUUGGAAAGCAGGCUGAAGCUUGAUCAAUUCACUUUCAAGGCUUUAAUACACGGUUUCUGCAAGGCUAGACAAAUUGAUAGUGCAAAAAAGCAGCUAUUCGAAAUGCUUGAUGCGGGCCUUUCUCCAAAUUUUUCUGUCUAUUCGUGGAUUGUUGAUUGUUAUUGUGACCAGGAUGAUGAGGAUGGAAUAGUUAGACUGCCGAGUGAGCUUGUAGGAAGAGGUCUUUGUGUUGAUAUAUCAGUUUAUCGAGCUCUUAUUAGAAGUCUAUGUAAGAAGGAUAGGAUUGAAUGUGCUAAACGAGUUUUUAGUUGUAUGGAAGAGAAAGGAAUCAAUGGAGAUAGUCUUGUGUACACUAGUUUGGCGUUUGCUUAUUUUAAAGCAGGCAAGGCUAACACUGCUUCUAAGCUUUUGGACGAGAUGUACAAGAGGCGUUUGAGCGUAACUUUACGAAUAUAUAGAUGUUUCACUGCUUCGAAUGCUAGGGAGAAGAACAUACUAGGAGUGUUUUGGAAUCACUUGGUACAAAGAAAGCUGAUCUCUAAGAUUGUCAACAGGAAGCUGCAAGAGCUAGAUUGAGUGAAUGAUCAUAGCUUUUUCUUGCCCAAGAUUAAAUUUAAAUGAAGCGAGCAAUACUGAUGGCUUGUUAAAUUGGUUUGGGACCUAUAUUAUUGGACACGGGUACAGAUGUUGGAUACCCAUACGUGUCCAAGUGUUGGAUACGUCUAUAUAUUCAAUUUUACAUCUAAAAUGAAGUGUCUAAGUGCCAUACCAAUGUCCGAGUAUCAAGGAUCUUAACACGGGUACGUAAAGCAAAAUGAAGAGUCCGAGUAACAGAGUUUGGGACUAUAAACUUGUGACCACCAAUUUACCUUUUUAGAUGUUUAUAGCCUGAAAGGGGCAUUUGGAUUUUUGAGCUGUAAAAUAAGGUAAUUUUCAUAUAUGCUUUGUUCUCUUAAUUAGGCUUCAAUUCACAUGACAAGUGUGAUUUUUUUUCAGUCACUUGAAUGUUUGCUUUAAUUUAAUCAGUGUUUUGAAAGAUUUUGUAUAGUUAGUGAUUUCAAAGCUGAAGAUUUGGAUUAUUUUUCUUAGAUUUGGAUUAAAAUUUGGUAAGUUUAUGGAGGGAUUACUGAAUAACAUUGAAUUGAAAGAUAUAUGAAGAUUCUUCUGCAUGUGCAGUAGACAGUUAACAAGAACAGAAACCAAUAAGCGGCUUUUUGGGUCGAUAUCUAUUAGAGAUGCCGUGUAGCGGUUUAGGCUUUGGCUCUGUAACUCUUAGACUGCUGUUACGAUUCAGGAUGAUGUUGAACGUGGCGUGGGUUUAGGCUUCAGAUAUGGCUAAUGGCAUUGGCUGCAGAGUUGUUGCUUACGAAAAGAGCAAACGAUACGUUAGUAUUUGAAAGCUUUUUAGCGGGUAGCUUGGUCCAUUUCGGUAUGUCCAUUGUUCUCUUUGUCCAUUCUCGGUUUAGCCAAUGAUUUUUAGUUUUUUGGUUUCUGGUAAAAUAAGUCUUUAAAUUAUGUGCACUUCUUAUAUAUGUGAAAGUGCAAAUGAUGUUUUCAAUAAGGGUGUUUCAAAAACAUGAAACAUCUUUGUUAUUAUAAGGGUAAGGUUGCCUGGUCGAUAGCCAUUAGGUAAUGAAAUGUUGUUCUGUUAUUUCCCUUUCAAACCUAUUAUUCUUAAGUUACUAAAAAUACAAAUCUGAUGGGAUUAUGCAUAUAUUUAUAACAAAAGGAGAGAGUAUUGUUAUGUUGGUUUGUCAAGUGCAAAAGAGGCUGAAAAAUGCACCACUUGGAAAAACGAAAGGUUUGAACUUUAAGGAGUUUUGAGGAGCUCAAAAGAGGAAGUAGGUUGAAGAUGACGUGAAUAAAAAGACCGAAUAAUGACUUUACGAAUCGGGUUUGCAAGAGUAUAUGACAAUAGAUAGAAUCAAACAGAUGAGGAGAAAUAUAAAUGGAUGAUCAUUGAAAUUGAUUGAUUUAUUUGUAGGUUAGUGAUAGAUUGACCAAAUAAAGUAUAAUCUUUAACAUCAAUUAUCUCUCAUGUUGAUUUGUUGUGGUUCAGGUAGCCGACCGAUGGAUGAUCAUUGUAAUUGAUUGAUUUAUUUGUAGGUUAAUGUUAGAUUGACCAAAUAAAGUAUAAUCUUUAUUAUUGAUUUGUUGUGGUUCAGGUAGUCAACCGAUUAAGGCUUGGCAAUUCAUAGUGUAAAGUAUCAGCUGUAUUGCGAUCACAUUGUAGAAAAUUUUGAGCUAAUUAUGAACAUAAAGAUUAAUAAUGUUUCAAAUUGGAAAUUUAUGCAUCACAAAAUUUCAAUCUCCCAUAAGUACAAAAAAAAACCAAUGGAAAUUAUCAGCAAACCCAAGUAAACAACAGUGACAGAAUUAGUCACUUGACAGAAAAAACAGAGAAACAACAAAAUUAUUCCCUACUCGAAGUCUCCGACCCUAGCAUUCGUGUCAAGCUCGAGUAUAAACCGAUAUCGGAAUCUCAAUGUACGAUGAUGGUAUUUCGAGGUAUAAUUAAGAGUCCGAGCAUGAUAAUAGACCAAGAGAGCCUUGAAACUUUAGUCAAACCUUAAUCAAGCAGAAGACACAUCCGAGCCAGAAUCACUUUCAUUUCUGUCCUUCCAACAAGAUUUAAAAAUCGAUCUAGGCGAUCCACAUGCAUUGGCCUUAACAAACUGGUCAUACCCCGCAGCUUCGAAACUGGCAUAACUGAAACUAUCUUCCGGUGUGACAUGGAUUGUAGAUAUUCUGUUGUUUUGGAUUGAAUUCAUCGAAUAGCCACAGGUCAAAAUCAAAAUCACAUAUUGUGGACUCCGGAAGGAUUUUUCGUAUGCCAGAGGACUCGAUCAUAUCACGUGCUGAAUGGUUCGUCUUGUAAAAGACCGAUGCACGUUUUUUGUUCAGACUAGUCAUGCACAUCUCAACAGUGAAAUUCUGAUGAGAAUUAAGGGAAUCCACACUGGCUGAAUAAACAUGCCAUUUUUGUGAGUUAUGCAUACUUCCUAUCACAAAUGCUUCACUUCCGGAUCCAAGCUUACUGAAGUAGCUAUCUAGAACGGCGACUUCUUCAGAAAAAGCUCGGUGUGAAAAUGGUUGAGCACUUGGGAAUAUGAAGCUACCACGCAUGUACCUCACAGAUGUUACAGUAAGAGACCGGUUUUCAGCUAGUUCUAGAAUGAUUGGGAUUGAGAGGAGCAAUCUAGUCGUCCCACAAAUUUUGAUGAUGAUUUUGUGCGAGUAGAUAAAAAGGCUCGACUCUGAUAGAACAUAGGAGUCGAUAAACUCAUUACUCAGAGAAUCAACGAUGCAACAUUCAGCUGGUUCUAGGAUUUUGUCGAGUUGAUUUCUAGUGAAACAUCGAAGGCCAUCUCCAACACCGUUAGAAUUGGAGAUUUCGAGUCUUUUUUUGUAGCCUUCAAAGCCGAUAGGGGAACUAAGCAAAGCCAUCUUGUGGUACACAAGGAGAGGAAAUGGACUAUAGCUAAGAAAGUUGUAAUGUGAAAAAUUUGAGAAUGUACAAACAAUGAGGAAUAGGGAAAUAUCUAUAUAGACUUCUACGAACUAUCGUAUAGAGAAAUCAGGAUGGCUUUCGAGCAAGCUGCUAAAGACCGAACAAAAAUUUGGUUAGGAUGAAAGAAACAUAGAUAAGUUGUACUCGAUGAAUGUUGUAUCCGUCUCUUUGAAUUUGCUACACAACGUUUUUAAAGUUU
This is a messenger RNA of Amaranthus tricolor (Joseph's coat), 5138 nucleotides long. RefSeq names its product pentatricopeptide repeat-containing protein At5g38730. The transcript is spliced from 3 exons. The record is from RefSeq and is a predicted model, not a curated record. The coding region runs from base 250 to 2004 and encodes 584 amino acids. Gene Ontology annotation, molecular function: protein binding. Lineage: Eukaryota; Viridiplantae; Streptophyta; Magnoliopsida; Caryophyllales; Amaranthaceae.